AGUUGGGGCAUGCUCAUUGACUUUAUCUCCACACAAAGAUUACGGAAACGCAAAACCGCAAGAGCUGAGGGGUUUCGGGAAGGUUUUUUUUUUUUUUUGUUUGUGUUCUCUCCCCUUUUGAAACCGCAAAACCGCAAGUUUAUGAGAGGGCAUGCUUACUGACUUUAUCUCCACACAAAUAGGAGAAGGGUUUCGAGAUCGCUGUGGUGAAUUAUUUUUUUUUUGUCCAUUUUGGAGGCGGUUUCCUCCCCUUUGAUGGAAUCCCAGAUUGUUUUGGAGUGAAAUGAUGAGGGUAGAAGGAUGUUUUGCUGGAGGAGAAGAGGAGGAGGAGAAGGAUGAGUUCUUUGAUUCAAGAGAAGAUGUUUCGACGUUGUAUGAUUCAUGCCGAGAUUCUUGUUCCGAUGAGAAUUUCAUCAGUAUCAGUGACUCUGUGUACCAGUUUUUGAUUGGGGAUUUGAGCUGCGUGCAAGAGCGUCGGGCAAAGUUCUUGAGAUGGAUGGGUUUGGAUCUGCUUUGCCGUGCUGAUGAAGAUUGUCUUAGUCUGGAUGGUGAAGUUGCAGCGGAUGGCGAAAUUACACCAGACAUUGGUAGAUUACAGAAUUUUGAUUACAGAAUUGCUGGUUCAGAUGACAACACAAUGCUUGGAGUGGAUGCCUCGGGGAGGUAUAAUAAUGUAAGAAGCAUUCUGAAGUUGGUUCAGACAUGAUAAAAGCAAUUAAUGAGAUUGAGAGAAGGCCUGGUCCAUCAUCUUUCCCCCAGCAAGUUAUGCAGAGAGAUGAAAACAGAUCAAACAAUUCUGAGAAGGCAGCAAGGAGGAGGAGGAUUGGAUGGUUGUGGAGAUUGGGAGCCUUGGCCUGCAUUGCAGAUAGACAUUGGGAGGAGUAUAGUUUUAAAUCUUUUUGAUUCUGACCAAAGUGGAAGUGCUGGUACUCAAAGGGUCAGGGUCCGACCAUAUAAGAAGCAAUCCAAGGAAUUCUCUGCAGUUUAUAUGUGGCAAGAUAUUAAAGCCCAUGACGGUGCAAUCUUGACCAUGAAGUUUAGCCCUGAUGGACAGUAUUCCAGUGGAGGUGAAGAUGCAGUGGUGCGUGUGUGGUGCGUGAUGGAGAGUGAACGAACAACUGAAAAUGACAUCCCCAAAGAUGAUCGCUCCUGCGUAUACUUUUCAGUUAACCAUAAAUCUGAGCUAACUCCCUUACAUGCCAAUGAUGAGGAGAAAAAGGGAAAGCUAAGGAGUAUAAGAACAUCAGAUUCAGCUUGUGUAGUGUUACCUCCAGAUGUCUUUCAAAUAUCAGAGAAGCCACUGCAUAUAUUCCAUGGGCAUGAAGGAGAUGUGUUGGAUAUUUCAUGGUCAAAGAGUAAGUAUCUACUUUCAUCAUCUGUGGACAAAACUGUCCGUCUGUGGCUAGUGGGAUGUGACAGCUGUCUCAAAGUUUUUUCUCAUAAUGAUUAUGUAACUUGCGUUCAAUUCAAUCCUGUCAAUGAGAAAUAUUUCAUCAGUGGGUCUGUAGAUGGGAAAGUCGAUCUGGGAGAUUCCAGGAUGUCGGGUUGGGACUGGACAGAUAUCAGAGAUAUAGUCACUGCAGUAUGUUACCAUCCGGAUGGAAAGGAUGGAAUAGUUGGCUCCCAUGUCAGGCGAUUGCCGCUUUUUUGACGAUAACAGGGUA
Molecule: messenger RNA, 1664 nt
Organism: Phoenix dactylifera (date palm)
Lineage: Eukaryota; Viridiplantae; Streptophyta; Magnoliopsida; Arecales; Arecaceae
Source: RefSeq, a predicted model, not a curated record